Colias croceus (clouded yellow) is the source of this 755-nucleotide messenger RNA. RefSeq names its product protein C10. Gene Ontology annotation, biological process: post-embryonic development. The record is from RefSeq and is a predicted model, not a curated record. Lineage: Eukaryota; Metazoa; Arthropoda; Insecta; Lepidoptera; Pieridae. Bases 264 to 614 code for a protein of 116 amino acids. The transcript has 3 exons.
CUCUGUGAUGUCAACUUUUUUGGGCAUAUAAAUACGAUUAUUAUUAUUUCCUUUUUAAAAGUUGCUUGGCUAUUGGAAUAAAUAAGUUUCAAAUCUGAUGCCUUUUAAAGACAAAGUUGUAAAUUGAACAAUAUCUAUAUUUUUAAUUCAUGUUUCAGAUAGUACAUUAUUGUUUUUAUAACAAUUAUUGAACUUGCAAAUUGUAGUUUCUUUGUUUUAUAUUUUAACUUAGUGAAAAAAAUAUUACAUGAAGGACGCUAACGAUGGCAUCGCCACAAAGCAUAUCUGUAGAACAGAUGAGAACCAUACUAAAUGAGGUGAUAAAUACAUUGGAAUCGCCCGACUAUGCCUCCAAAUUAGACGAGGCUAAGGAAGCCGCCGGUAAUGAAAUGUUGAAAAUGAUGCAACUGGUUUUUCCAAUGGUUGUUCAGAUUGAAAUAGAAACAAUUAAACGACAUGGAUUUGUUUGUACUCGAGAAGGUAUAGUACAGUUCACACAAAUGAUCCGGGAAUUGGAGAGUAUGGACAGUGAAAUAGCUCGCCUGCACAGCAUGAUUCGGAAUCAUUAUCUUCCACCGGUGUCUAUAAGCUCUACCGUUGAUACCUCUCUAUAAGGUUAUAACCUGAAGCAAACUACAAUGUUCAAAAUGAGAAGAAAAAACAUUUAUCAAUAUUGUGUUAGUGUAUGUGUGUUAUUGUACAUUUACUAUUUCUUUGGUGUCAGUGACUAUGUGUUUUCCAAGAGUUUCGAAAAU